UUUGGAAGGUUUGGUGGAAAUGCUCUUGUACAAGUCAUUUUGCACAGUAUCAUUUUCCAGCACUGAAAGGACCCAAGAGCGAACUCGCAUAAAACGAAAACCUCUGUGCGUAGGGUUUAGCUUCGAUAAUCUCUAGAUAUCGAAGAAAAUUCCAUUGAGGUCUCGCAAAAUCUGCGAUAGAACUACGUGCGUUCUAUAAUUUCGAAUCUCUCAGUCAUCAUGGCUCGUGAUCCAAACAAUGCGGUGAUAGUCCCGAAGAAGAAGAAUGAGAUGAAGGACGAAGAUCUUUCAGAGGAGGAUUUGGCUUUGAAGAAGCAAUUGGAGUUGUAUGUGGAGAGGAUUCAGGACUCCGAUGCAGAUUUACAGGAGGCUGCCCUUCAGAGUAUGAGGCAGGAGAUACUGACCUCAACCAGCUCUAUGACUUCAGUUCCAAAGCCAUUAAAGUUUUUGCGUCCUCAUUACGGAACUCUAAAAGCAUACUAUGAUACAAUGGCAGAUUCGGAUCUGAAGUAUUUACUAGCAGAUGUACUUUCAGUUUUGGCCAUGACCAUGUCUGCGGAAGGAGAACGGGAGAGCUUAAAGUACAGGUUGUUGGGCUCUGAAGGUGAUACAGUUUCAUGGGGCCAUGAAUAUGUGAGGAACUUAGCUGGAGAAAUAGUAGAAGAGUAUAUGAAGCGACAGAGUGAAGACUUGUCUGUUGAUGAUCUAAUGGAGCUUGUAGAACAAAUUGUUGCUUUUCUCAUGGAGCACAAUGCGGAAUUUGAGGCUGUAGAUCUUCUGAUGCAGGUUGAAGACCUUUAUUUGGUACUGGAGCUCGUGGACAGUACAAACUAUAAAAGGACAUGCCUGUACCUCAUCAGUGCAGCUAGAUACAUUCCUGAUCCAGAUGAUUUGCCAGUUCUACUUGUGUUUGCGAUUUAUCUAAAAUUUGAAGAGUACCCAAGUGCACUUCAGAUUGCUCUAUUCCUUGACAACUUGCAGUAUGUGCAUCAGAUUUUUACAGCUUGUGAUGAUCUUCUAUUAAAGAAGCAAUUUUGUUACAUUCUUGGUCAACAUCGUAUAACUUUUGUUCUCGAUGAAGAGAUGUCUGGAGAUGAUGAAUGCAGGGAGAUAUUGCAAGGAAUUACCAACAAUGGCAAGUUAAGUGAAGGUUAUCUUAUGCUUGCUCGUGAUAUAGAGGUCAUGGAGCCCAAAUCUCCCGAGGAUAUUUAUAAGGCACAUUUGCUCCAUGGCCGGGCUAGUGCUGGUGCAAGUGUUAAUUCAGCCAGCCAGAACUUGGCAGCUACAUUUGUUAAUGCAUUCGUGAAUGCUGGCUUUGGUCAGGACAAGUUAAUGACAGUUCCAUCUGAAGCUUCAAGUGGUGGUUCUUCUGGAAACUGGGUCUUUAAGAAUAAAGCACAUGGAAAAGCCAGUGCUGCAGCAAGUCUGGGUAUGAUUCUGCUCUGGGAUGUUGAUUCUGGACUUGCCCAAAUUGAUAAGUAUUUCCACAGUGAUGACAAGAAUGUCAUUGCUGGUGCAUUGUUAGGAGUUGGUAUCUUGACUUGCGGUGUCGAGCAUGAAUGUGAUCCCGCAUUGCGAAUUCUUGCUGAUUAUGUAGAUAAAGAAGAUUCUUCUAUCAAAAUUGGUGCAAUAAUGGGUCUGGGCCUUGCUUAUGCUGGUGCCCAAUGUCCGCAAAUCCGUAGUAAAUUGUCUUGUGUCCUUGAAGAUAAGAAAAUGCCUCUGGAUGUGAUUGUAUUUACUGCAAUUUCAUUGGGUUUGGUGUAUGUUGGUUCCUGUGAUGAAGAUGUUUCUCAGACAAUUAUAUCUGCAUUAAAACACCGAAGUGUGUCUGAAUUGGGGCAGCCCCUCACUCGUCUUUUGCCUCUUGGACUUGGCCUUCUAUAUCUUGGGAAGCAGGAAGGUGUUGAGGCAACUGCAGAGAUUUCAAAAACAUUAAAUACAAAAAUUAGGAAACAUUGUUACAUGACCCUAUUUUCCUGUGCUUAUGCUGGGACUGGGGAUGUGCUCAAGGUCCAAUACCUUCUGGGUCAGUGUGCCCAACAUCUUAAGAGGGGAGAAACCCACCAGGGACCGGCUGUACUUGGAAUUGCUAUGGUAGCAAUGGCUGAAGAAUUGGGUCUUGAAAUGGCUAUUCGCUCUUUAGAGCAUCUUUUACGGUAUGGAGAGCAGAAUAUCCGAAAGGCUGUUCCUUUGGCUCUUGGUCUCCUCUGUAUAUCAAACCCUAAGGUAAAUGUUAUGGACACAUUAAGCAGAAUUAGUCACGAUACAGAUAUAGAAGUAGCAAUGGCUGCCGUCAUCUCCUUAGGUUUGAUUGGUUCCGGGACCAACAACGCUAGAAUAGCUGGCAUGCUUCACAAUCUUUCGAGUUAUUACUACAAAGAACCUAGGCUUCUCUUCUGUGUACGAAUUGCUCAAGGUCUUGUGCAUUUGGGGAAAGGCUUGUUGACUCUUGCUCCAUAUCAUUUUGAGCACUUCUUGCUAUCCUCGUAAGUGUUUCUUCUUGUGAGAGAUGACAG
Molecule: messenger RNA, 2516 nt
Organism: Camellia sinensis
Lineage: Eukaryota; Viridiplantae; Streptophyta; Magnoliopsida; Ericales; Theaceae
Source: RefSeq, a predicted model, not a curated record